Nestor notabilis (Kea) is the source of this 398-nucleotide messenger RNA. It is a transcript of the gene NAA40, whose product is annotated as N(alpha)-acetyltransferase 40, NatD catalytic subunit. NCBI's taxonomy places the organism in Eukaryota, Metazoa, Chordata, Aves, Psittaciformes, Psittacidae. The record is from RefSeq and is a predicted model, not a curated record. Gene Ontology annotation, cellular component: nucleus. Gene Ontology annotation, molecular function: protein N-terminal-serine acetyltransferase activity; histone H4 acetyltransferase activity; histone H2A acetyltransferase activity. The transcript is spliced from 4 exons. The annotation marks the transcript as partial.
UCCAGCAAAGCCAAGGAGAAGAAGCAGAAGCGCUUGGAGGAGCGAGCAGCCAUGGCCGCUGUCUGCGCCAAGGUGGAAGCUGCCAACAAACUCCAAGACCCCCUCGAAGCUUUCCCAGUGUUCAAGAAGUACGACCGGAACGGUUUGAACGUCGCCAUCGAGUGCAAGCGUGUCUCCGGGCUGGAACCUGCCACCCUGGAGUGGGCCUUUGAGCUGACCAAGGCCAACAUGCAGACACUGUACGAGCAGAGCGAGUGGGGCUGGAAGGAGCGGGAGAAGCGGGAGGAGCUGCGGGAUGAGCGCGCCUGGUACCUCAUCGCCCGCGAGCCCGGGGCCGGCCCCGUCGCCUUCUCCCACUUCCGCUUCGACGUCGAGUGCGGCGACGAGGUCCUUUACUG